Molecule: messenger RNA, 1086 nt
Organism: Cylindrotheca closterium
Lineage: Eukaryota; Bacillariophyta; Bacillariophyceae; Bacillariales; Bacillariaceae
Source: the annotation of a GenBank genome assembly
AUGACAACCAAAGACUACGAGACAUUUUCAGACCCUUGUACAAAAGUGAGAUUGACAUGCUCUCAAUGGAUGGAAAAAGAAGGGUGCUCAGUCACGAUCCAAACACAGAAUCUUAGUCGAUUAGCCCAUGACAUAUUGCUACGAAAAAAGGAGAAUCCAACUUGGAUCCAGUGGGAUGAAGAAAAGUGGCACUAUACUGGGGCUGGAUACAAUGGAUCUGAGCGGCGGCGGAAGGAAAGGGUGGCGCUCUAUAUAUUGACUUUGGAUGCGAUCAAUUUUUGCUUUUGGCCAAAUAAGAAUGCAGCUUCCAAAGAUAUCAACCCUCUUGAAUAUGAACAUUUGGCUAUGUCGCUCAAGCACCUGGCAGAGGCAGACCAAGAGAGUGCCGACUCCACAGAAUCGCAUACUUGUGAAUCCUCUUAUGCAUUUUCGCCUGAAAAUUUGUCCAAGCUUACCCCCGAAUCUUUGAACGCGACAUUGCAACCUCACUUGAAAGAAUUGUACCUUGACAACAUCGAGAAAAGGACGCAAUUAUUGGCAGAAGUUGGGGAAGGCUUGAAAAAGUCCUUCAAUGGCUCUGCAAUGGAAUUGAUAGAAGCUGCAAAUAAGGACGCUUGUGUCUUAGUGGAGCUCAUUCUACAGAACUUUCCUGGUUUUCGCGACAUCGUACCAUCGAGGGAGGACUUCCCGACCAUCUUCUUUCUUAAGCGAGCCCAGAUAUUUGUUGGAGACAUUAAUGCCGCUCUAAAUCUGAACCUGAAGAAUAUGGAUAAAUUGACGACCUUUGCGGACUACCGUGUACCACAAAUCCUUCGCCAUUUUGAUAUUUUGAAGUACCAACCGCACCUUGAAACUAUUGUUGAUGAAGGCAGCGAGAUUCCUGUUCGGUCCAAAGAUGAAUUGUCAAUAAGAGCGGCAACUGUUGUGGCUGUGGAAAAUCUUGUCGAACAUCUUAAUGAUAGAUCCAAAGGCGAGGAGCCCUUUACCGCGGUUACAGUGGAUUGGUACUUGUGGCAAGUUGGUGAAAAGAUGCACCAAGACGGUUUACUGAAACCGUUCCACAAAGUUCGAACCCAAUUCUACUAA